AGAGUAGAACUUAAAUAUGAGCCAGGCGUCAUCGAGUGCUUUUAAUACACAACGCAAUCGCUAUUAUAAUCCCGUCUCCCGGAUCCAAUCGUUGAUACAAAAUCUGGACGCUGAACUGAUAACAUUAUGCAAGCAAUGUUCGCUGCCAAAGAAUAUAUCGAAUAGCAAUAACCAAUACGAUAAUAUCAUAUCGCAUCAAGCGGGCAGCCAGCUUAAGCAUGCGAGUCUCAACAAUAUUUUGGCACAGGCGCGCUCUGCUCAGGGCAGUAACUCGACGGCUGGGCUAGCGCCGGAUGCGCACAAGCGUCAGUUGCGCAAUACCUAUCGAACGCGCGUUAUCGAUGCUUAUCGCAAUCGCCGCAUAUUUACCGUUUACGGUAAUUAUCACACGGUGAGGCGAGCGCUGGUGAGACGAGGCUGGCUGGAGAAACUACCAGCAGGUCGGCAUGCCAAGCUGCAGAAUAUGUCGGAGGACUCGCUGUUGGAGCAUGCCAGACGUGGCAACGACUAUGAAGCAGUGGUCAUAUCGAAAAUGAUCAAUAAUUUCCCCUCGUUCUUCAUAUGGCAGAGCAAGGCGCAGCGCGAUUUGUUUCCGGAGGUGAAGCCGUACCGGAAUCGCGUCAGACGUAGCCAAUUCUUAGACUUCUCCACGAAAGUGGGUCUGGUCGGUUGUGCAGAGCAGGAGCGUUGGUUUCGAGAGGAUGGCGUCUGCGGCAUGAGCUAUCCCCGUUUUUAUCGCCUGGGCGCCAACAGCAUGGAGGAGCGUGCGGCAUUCAUUGAAGAUUAUCAUCAGACGCAGGCGCGCUGUUUGCUGCGGUUUAUCAAGGAGCACCGUCCAGCCGAGUUGAUCGAUCUUGAGAAUGGCACUGUGAUGAGCAUUACGAUAGACUUUGCAUUGAACAAAGUGAAGACAAUGAUCAGGCAGAAGGAGCAUUACUCUCUGGAUGAUGCGCGCAUCAAGCUGCCAACGCCCACCGAAAUGAUCGAGAAUCAGUCGUUUAUGGUACAAUCCUCCAAGGUGCUCCAUUCGGGUGCUAAAUUCAAAAUCAACGAGAAGGUCAUGGCGGAGUAUGCGCGUCUAGCUGGCCAAUAUCUAGAACAAAUCGAAUCGUUACGACUCGAUUACCGCUGGGAUGGUUGCCGUAAUUUAUGGAUCUUGAAACCUGGUUAUCAAUCGCGCGGUAUCGGAAUUGUCAUACGUAGCUCCCUGGACGACAUCUUACAGUGGACAUCCAAUAAUCAGAAUCGCAAAUAUAUCGUCCAAAAGUAUAUUGAACGUCCAUAUCUGAUCUAUCGCACCAAGUUCGAUAUACGGCAGUAUAUGCUGCUUACGAUCAGCGAUACACAGGUAACGAUAUGGACAUAUCGCGAUUGCUAUUUGCGGUUUAGCUCCCAGGAGUUCACAAUGGAUGACCUGCGCGAAUCGAUACACCUGACGAACAACUCAGUGCAGAAACGCUACAAGAACAAAGUGAAUCGGGAUGCGCGUCUGCCGAAGAACAAUAUGUGGUCGCUGGACCAAUUCAAAUGCCAUUUGCGACACGUUGGGGCACCGGACGGUACAUGGCAAAAAAUCUACAAUGGCUUCAAACAGAAUCUGGUCGCAGUGGUCCUAGCCAGUCUGGAUGAAACGGAAUUGGUGCCGAAUGCAUUUGAAUUAUAUGGCUGUGAUUUUAUGAUCGAUGAGCACUUUAAUCCCAUAUUGAUUGAGAUUAAUUCGACGCCAGAUUUGUCGGCCUCAACGGAAGUGACGGCCAGAAUAUGUCCAUUGGUACUAAAGGAUUGCAUCCGUGUCGUCCUGGAUGUGCCCCGCAAUUCCUUGGCCGCCACGGGUCUCUUCGAGCGCGCCUUUCAGGUCAAUUAUAAUGUCAACAAGGAGGUAGAUGGCACGCGCCCACUGGAGCUCAACGGCACCCAGAUGAAACUGUUUGACAACUUGCCGAAGCUACGAAACAGCCCGAGGACACGACUGCUACGCAAAAUCCUGAACAAUGUCCGAGCGACGACUAGCAACAAAUUUGGCAGGGAAAAAAACAAAACUGCGUCGCAGACACCAGCCAAAGUCAUCGUGGGCAAAGUGGGCACGAAAAAACUAUCUCAAGCGAGCUCGAAGAUGAUGAGUACCAGCACGAAAGUAGCAUUAAAUUCGAAAGCUCGUGAGCAUUUGGCCUUACAAUAUACAGCACCCAAGUGAGAAACGAAAGAGUCUG
Messenger RNA from Drosophila arizonae, 2210 nucleotides. It is a transcript of the gene TTLL3B, whose product is annotated as Tubulin tyrosine ligase-like 3B. Gene Ontology annotation, molecular function: protein-glycine ligase activity, initiating. Gene Ontology annotation, cellular component: axoneme; microtubule cytoskeleton. Lineage: Eukaryota; Metazoa; Arthropoda; Insecta; Diptera; Drosophilidae. Gene Ontology annotation, biological process: protein polyglycylation; cilium assembly; cilium movement. The record is from RefSeq and is a predicted model, not a curated record.